GAUUCAGUUGUAAAAGUGCAGCUCAGCGAAACAGUUGAUUUUAAAUCGAACUCUUGGUCUCUCUCGCAUCCAAUACGAUACAUAUAUUGUAGAUAGAUACUUGGACAGUGGUAUUGUGUUUUUUUUCUCUUGUGUUGUCUGGGUGAAGUGAUAAGUUAAGACUUAAUGUCCGACGAUCGGUCAAUUUGUCACAUUUGCGUACCUUUUUUUUCCAUCAAAAUCCGUAGGAUUUCGGUUGAAAAUGAAUGAUUCCGGAUAGUGGAAUAACAAAAAAUACUUCAACUGUUAGAAUAAAACUUAAUUUUCAUUUGUUUUUGUUUUUUUAUUUAAGUGCAUUUGUUAUGGAAUCCACGUCAAAAUGUAACUAAAUUAACGCAGACAAUUUCAAUACUUUAGAUUUAUGAGAUAACAAGUUUCAGUUUUUGUUUUUGUUUUUCUUUUAUUUUUGUUUUUAUACCGACCACGAGCAACAAUGGAUCAAUCCAUUUUUCGGACAGUUUAUCGAAGCCCGUUCACUAUCCAUGUGAUCUUCUAUCUAAGCCAAAAGUACUAAUCGUUUUUGGCCUUAUAUCCAUUAAUGAAUUGUAACAAUUGGUGCAUAUUCACACGGUUUCGAACAUUGAGCAUCGAGACAUAAAAAGAUAGAGAAAAUCCCAUGAACACAGAACGAGUGGCAGUAACAGAAUCGAUUUUCACUCAUUUCAACAGAUAAAUGAUAAAGAAGAAAAAUAAUCACACGAUGAUUUUACAAACGAUUGAUUCAUCGUAAAUUUACUGCAUCGAUGCGAGUCAUUGCUUGAUUGGCGUAAACGGAGGGAUUGAACAAUCGGCUUCAGGGCAAAAAGGCUUUUUUUUUUUUCUUUUCAAAAAGCUAAAUAUUUUUGAAGAUUGGAACAGGAAUAAGACGAAGGAAGAAGGAAGAAACAAACCAGAAACAAAACCAACAACAACAUUUCAAAUGAACGACAUGACGAAUGAAGAGGGGCAUCGAAAUAAAGACAAUGACGGUAGCGGUGCAAAUACGAAUUUGUCUGAUAUGCGUCGAACCAUUUCAAACGCAUCUGGAACACUGUCCAACCAUCAACAGCAGCAGCAGCAACAGCAGCCGAACGGUAGUGUUGGUGGCGGUCUUAGCGAUGAGAACAAUAGCGGUGCCGAAGGGAGUGUUUCAGAUGAUUGUGGUGAUAAAAUGGCCAAAGAAAGCGAUCCACUGCAGCCAAAAAUGGUGAAAUCCCGAUCAUCGCAUAAAGUUAAAGAGCGAUUAACGGUUGUGUCAAUCAUACCGGAUCGGGAGCGUGAGACAUGGGGUCAGAAAGCAGAGUUUUUAUUGGCCGUUAUUGGGUUUGCAGUUGACUUGGGAAAUGUUUGGCGUUUUCCCUAUAUAUGCUAUCAAAACGGUGGCGGUGCAUUUCUCAUACCAUAUUGUAUUAUGUUGGUUCUUGGUGGCUUGCCAUUAUUCUAUAUGGAGCUGGCUCUCGGUCAAUUUCAUCGCUGCGGCUGUCUGACCAUUUGGAAGAAAAUAUGUCCAGCGUUGAAAGGCAUUGGUUAUGCAAUCUGUUUGAUCGAUAUCUACAUGGGAAUGUACUACAAUACGAUAAUUGGAUGGGCUGUUUACUAUUUGUAUGCAUCGUUUACCUACGAACUGCCAUGGACAUCGUGCUCAAACGAAUGGAACACACCAUUCUGUAAACCAGUAUCACAACAAGCUAAUCUAACAAAUGCAACAAGUCCUGCCCGAGAAUUUUUCGAGCGAAGCGUUUUGGAGCAACAUAAAUCGAACGGUUUGGAUUACAUGGGACCAAUAAAACCAUCGCUGGCAAUUUGUGUAUUUAGCGUUUUUGUGCUCGUCUAUUUCUCACUGUGGAAAGGUGUACGAAGCGCUGGCAAAGUGGUUUGGGUUACUGCACUGGCACCAUACGUUGUACUCAUUUUUCUAUUGAUACGCGGCGUUACGUUGCCCGGCGCAGACGAAGGCAUCAGAUACUAUUUAACACCACAAUGGCACAAACUCAAAAGCUCCAAGGUGUGGAUUGAUGCCGCCUCACAAAUAUUCUUUUCGCUGGGACCGGGUUUUGGUACACUACUCGCACUAGCCAGCUACAAUAAAUUCAAUAACAACUGCUAUCGAGACGCAUUAAUCACCAGUAGCAUUAACUGUUUGACAAGCUUUCUAGCUGGUUUUGUUAUAUUCUCUGUGCUUGGGUAUAUGGCGCACAUACAGAAAAAAACGGUCGAUAAAGUGGGUUUAGAAGGGCCGGGCUUAGUGUUUAUAGUGUAUCCAGAAGCGAUAGCAAUGAUGAGUGGCUCGGUGUUUUGGUCCAUAAUAUUUUUUCUGAUGUUAAUUACGCUCGGAAUAGACAGUACAUUUGGCGGCCUUGAAGCGAUGAUAACAGCCUUAUGCGAUGAAUAUCCACGAUUUCUUGGACGCCGUCGAGAAUUAUUCGUGCUAGUUUUGUUGAUUGGUAUUUAUCUAUGUGCUUUGCCAACGACAACAUAUGGUGGUGUUUACUUGGUCAAUUUCUUGAAUGUGUACGGACCUGGUUUGGCCAUACUGUUCGUAGUGUUUGUUGAAGCGGCCGGUGUAUUUUGGUUUUAUGGCGUCGAUAACUUUUCCAACGAUGUCGAAUCGAUGCUUGGCCAGCGGCCAGGCAUUUUCUGGCGUGUGUGCUGGAAAUAUAUCAGUCCGGUAUUUUUGCUAGUGAUUUUCAUUUUCUCAUUGCUCGGCUACGAAGAUAUGCUGGGAGAAGAGUACGAAUAUCCCGAUUGGAGCAUAGCGCUCGGCUGGGCUCUAACAUUGUCAUCGAUUCUCUGUAUACCAACCUAUAUUAUAUACAAAAUCCUUAUCACUCCGGGAACCAUACAAAAGCGAUUAACGACCUCAUUCAAGCCAGAGGAUAACGAACAGCCUACUGCAAUUCCCGGGCAGAUUUUGUGCGGCGGAACUGCGGUGUGACAUUACAAUCGUGUUAUGAAAACUUCGCUAGCAAACGAAACGGAUUCAAUAUGCAAAUUGAGUAAAAAUCUGAGCCAAAUUUCACCAACAACAUCGACCAUUGUCAAAGCCAACGUGGACCAUAGCCAAUGCAGUAGACAUCCAUAUGAUAAGCAAAUAUCCACGAAAUUAAAUGCAACGAGAAUCCAUCUCGAUUAUCCAUUAUGUAGUAAUUUAUUGAAUGAUCAUUUAUUCCAUGCCGAUUUUUUGCCAUGUAGUCUUGGUCCAUACACUAUAAAUACCGAGUGGCUAGUUUAAAUAAUUGGAAAACAUUUCGCCAAUUGAGAAACUGUGUGUUUCGUUUUUGAAUUGUUGUUUUUGUUCGUUGAUUUUAUUGUGCGUAAGCUAAGCACUAGUUAAGUUGUAAGCUAAAAGUUGUAAAAUUAGAAAAUCCCAUCUAACAUAUAUAUACCGUAUUUUCUAGCCUUAGAUGUAGUAAAUAAAAAAAAAAAACAGACAAUUGAAUGUUUCUUCGUGCGCUGAUUAGUGAUUGAAUUAGUUUGGCGUAAGCAAUGCAAAAUCGAAACCACUAUUAAAGUAGCUGACAAACCAAGAAAAAAGAAGUAUAACUUAGGCUUACCAAAUGAAUAAUAGACUUUAAAUGCGUGUUGACCAAUUAUAUGAGUAGUUUAGAGCGAAAAUGUAAUACAGAAAAGUUGCGCGGAAAAAUGUCGAUGAUGAAUGAGAGAAAAAGGGAUAGCUAUAUAGUAUGCUGUAUAGUAAACUAUAGUGAACUAUAUAGCUAUCUCUUUUCAUUUGACGUUUUUCCGCGCAACAUUUCUGCAUUACAUUUUCGCUCCGAACUAUUCAUAUUAUAGUCCCGAAAGGGCACAACGAAUGGUGUUUCAAGUGGUCCACAGCCAUGGCCUCUAUGAAAAACUUAUUCCCUACUUUCGUCUGUAAUUAAGAGAGGGGAACCAACUAUCCGUUUUUUUUUUCGUUUCUAAUUUGUCUUCGUGUCAUCUUUAUUGUCGCAAAAUAUGUGUGAAAAAAGAAAGAAAGAAAAGCCAUAGUUAUUGAAACAAACCAACCAUAUUUGAUGCUAGUCGUUAUUUUUAGCACUACAUGGAAUGUAGGCUACUGUAGUGAUUUUUUUUCCCGAAAAUUUUUUUAAGACUCUUAAGGCCAUUUUUUUUGGACCGUAAACUAAUUCAUUUUAAUAUCCAUAUUUUUUAUUUCAAAUGAAACAAUUACGCCUAAUUGCAAAAAUGAAAUAAUAUUAUGUUCACGUAAUUCAAUUUUGAGAUAACUAAAAAAAAAAAAAAAUUACACUUUUUUCGUUGCCAAUGUGAAAUAAUGUACGAUGACCAUUCACAUUGAAUGUGCAAUGUACAUUGUACAUAAGUCAAGAAUACAAUAUCAUCACAUGAAUUUAUUUAAUUUUUUUUUGACAAUAUUAAAAUGAUUUAUAACUAAAACUUGUGAAACAAACAUUUCCAACGAUUAAAACUACAUUCCAUGUAGCGCUUACGAUAAUAAUUUGAUGAAAAACAUCAAAUUAUUUAAACCCCUUAAAUUUUCAAGCUUCAAGAACGCAGAGCGGAGCGAAGCGACGAUCUGCGGUCUUGUUUUUUCUGCUUGUAGAAACGAUUGAAUGCUAGAUCAUUGUUGUCAAUCGCAUACAGGCCAGAUCAUGUUGAUUGUCGCAUUGAUUUGAUUGAGAGCCGGUGACAAUUUACAAUAAAAUAUUUAUAUAUUUACAUACGUUAGGGGUUUAUAUCGACGAAAAGAGCAGCCAUUUUUCGCCGAUAUAAGCACACAAUCACAAGCCAUGCAGCUUCCCCCUUUUGAAUGUUUAAGCCAUUUUUUUUUAUUGUUAAUCGUUUUUUACCUGACAAAAAGAAAUGAGACAAGAAAAAACACACAAAACAUUCGUUACACUAAAUAGGCUAUUUUGAUAGCUAAAUUUAAAUGUGCAAAAAAACGGUAUUUAGAGAGAGAGACAUUACUUUGGCAAUAUUGUAGCCAACAUUUCUUAUUCAUAAACUAAAUGUUUUAGUAACCCGUUUAAACACACAGCCAACACCAUGAAUUGUUACCAUGAACAUAAAAUAUUAUUAUUCGUUAGAUGUAAAUUUUGACAAAAAAGCCAUUUUCCAUAAAAUCAUCAUAUGUUCCAUCUUUUGAAUCUUUAGACAACGAAUCAUGUUUCAUAUUGUUAGUCUUUUUUUUCUCAUAAUUUUUAAUCAGUGUUUUAUUUUCUUCUUCAAAUAGUUUAUUUAAAAAUUUAACUCAGUUGAAUCAUUUGUUUUGGUGUCAAAUAGACCUGCAGCACAAUUGUCAAAAUGUUCUGUGAUUAAGCUAUAGUUGCGGAAAAAACAACAUAAUUUCCAGAGGUGUCUUUGUCAAAACUAUAGUGUUUAUGAAUCGAUUUAUCAAUUAAUUUUGACCAAUUUCCGAUAGAAAUCAUGAUUUAUUCUUUAUUUCCCUGAAGUCUUUACUAGAAAAAAAUUGACAAAUCUCUAUUUUUAUUCUUUAUUGAUUAGUGUUGUUCAAAAUUUUUGAUUUGAUUUGGUUAAAUUAAUUGAUAAAAACCUGCCAUAAUGAUUUAAUGUAAUUUUAAGUUUUUGCUAUUAUAUUGUUCGAAUAUUUCAACAGGGAUUGAACACGCAUUCAUUAUUAUCAUCACUUGCUACUAUUUGAAAGUAUUCUUUUUUAGACUAUAAUCACAAAAGAGCAGUCUAUUGAUUCAUUCGAAAAUAAUUGUCUAUAAGUUUCAAUCAAAAUUCAAAGUCAAUGGAAUAUUCGGAAUUGUGCAAAAUAUUGAAUUGAAAUAAUCAAAAUUCCAAUUUUCGUUAAUCUGUUAAGAAGAGAAUUGUUUCAUUUUAUUCCCCAAUUGAAAACCCUUACAUUUUGAGCCAUACUCUCACAUAGUCUAAGUUUAAUUCCAAAAGACACAAAAUGUGCUGAUUGUUGUAAAAUAGAUUAUAUCUAAAUGUAUUCAUCCAAGUUUCGAACAAACCAACCAGAAAACAGACGAUAAACAAAAACCGCCUGUAAAUUUUUGAAUUGAACCAAUUUAACAAUGUUUUCCCUUAAAUGAUACAUUUUAAGUGCAAUCCUAUUAUAAUUUGUAAAAACUCAAAAUGAAAAAGGCAAUGUGAUAUCAAACCAGCCAUUUUGAUAGAGCAUUUCCAAUCAAAUAAAAUCAACUUACAACUUA
Sitodiplosis mosellana (orange wheat blossom midge) is the source of this 6155-nucleotide messenger RNA. RefSeq names its product sodium-dependent serotonin transporter. Gene Ontology annotation, biological process: serotonin uptake; sodium ion transmembrane transport. The record is from RefSeq and is a predicted model, not a curated record. Gene Ontology annotation, molecular function: serotonin:sodium:chloride symporter activity; serotonin binding. Gene Ontology annotation, cellular component: neuron projection; membrane. NCBI's taxonomy places the organism in Eukaryota, Metazoa, Arthropoda, Insecta, Diptera, Cecidomyiidae. Bases 959 to 2953 code for a protein of 664 amino acids. The transcript is spliced from 11 exons.